Ilex paraguariensis (yerba mate) is the source of this 541-nucleotide messenger RNA. The record is from the annotation of a GenBank genome assembly. Lineage: Eukaryota; Viridiplantae; Streptophyta; Magnoliopsida; Aquifoliales; Aquifoliaceae.
CUCAUACUCUCAAUGUGCAAUGCCUUUUUAAAGUUUUCUGAUUUAAGCUAUGUUGUAUUCUUUGACUUCUAAUGACUAUAAUUAUUUUCUGGCAUGAAGGCCCUUGACUGGAGUAGCUACAAACUACCGGUGUUUCAUAAUUUGACUUGUUUGGAGCUCGGUGCUGGUUGUCCUGGAUGGCUGUUGCUGCCAAAGUUACUGGAAAGCUCACCACAACUGAGAACUCUAGUUUUUAAGGAGGGGCUUUGGCUUGCUGACGAUGAACAUUACUGGGAUCAUUGUGGGCCUGUGCCUACUUGUUUGUUGUUUAACCUCAAGGUAAUUGACAUAGGAGCAUUCAAAGGGAAAAAGGGUGAGCUAAAGAUUGUCAAGUACUUUCUGAAGAAUGCAGAAGUUUUGGAGACACUAAAUGUCAGUCCCCUAAUGCCUGAGGCAGAAGAGUUGAAGAUUACCAAGUUGUUAUUGAAAAUACCAAGGGGCUCAAGCAGUUGCAAAGUUGUUGUUUCUUGAUUAAGUAUUUUAGAUUUCCAAAUCCGUCUAA